Guyanagaster necrorhizus is the source of this 948-nucleotide messenger RNA. RefSeq lists its product as uncharacterized. The transcript has 3 exons. Bases 1 to 948 code for a protein of 315 amino acids. Lineage: Eukaryota; Fungi; Basidiomycota; Agaricomycetes; Agaricales; Physalacriaceae. Gene Ontology annotation, molecular function: protein dimerization activity; RNA polymerase II cis-regulatory region sequence-specific DNA binding; DNA-binding transcription factor activity, RNA polymerase II-specific. Gene Ontology annotation, biological process: regulation of transcription by RNA polymerase II. The record is from RefSeq and is a predicted model, not a curated record.
AUGAACGAUCCAGCAUCGUAUUCCGGCUUUUACCCACCAGAGCAGGACCCUGCGUAUAACAUUUCCUAUGCGACGCCGCAGAUGAGCCCUUAUCAGGUUGUGCACAACGGCCCUCAAACGCGCCAGCAUGUUACCCAGCACGUAGCACAAGGAAUGCCCAUCACUGAGCUGCAGCAGUCGCCAAUGCCCUCGUACCACAACAUGCCGCUUAUGUCCCAUCAAUAUCAAGGUUACCCCUCUUCCGAGGCGCCGCAUGUCAUUCCUACCUCUCCCCCUCCGCCCUCGCCUGACCUCUACGACCCUUUGUCUCCUCCAGUCUCCGGAUCAGACACUUCUGCUGACGGCAUCUACCACCACCACACUAGCAGCAACAACUCGCCCUCUUCUUCUCGUGCCAACAGUCUAGUCCACCGGUCCAACAUCCGUUACAAUCCCACUCCAUCCCCGACCAGCUCUUCCGGUCGCCGAAGUCGUGGCUCACGUUCCCAGGACUCUGACGACGAAGAAAUGGGUGUCCUCUUUGCCGAGAACCUUGCUCACUCCAGGAAGGAGGCUACCAGGCGCCAGCGUAUCGAGGCAGAGCAGCGGAGGCGCGAUGAGCUUCGCGAUGGCUAUGCCAAACUCAAGGACGUGCUCCCUGUGUCCAACCAGAAGAGCAGUAAGGUUUCGCUCCUAGAUCGAGCCACCCAAUACAUCACUUCUCUCGAAAAGACCAACCAGGAUCUCCAAGCUCGAAUCACUCAGUUGGAGCAAGAGAUGCAAAGGCUGCGUUCUCUCAACGAGAAAAUGUCGCUUGGUGACACCCCUUCUCCCGGUGUAUUUGAUGCUAGGCCAUUGUCCCCCCCUCCCGACGUUCCCAUCGCUGCGCACACCCUGAACAAUGUUCGAGCGCAGGAUCCUUCAUCGGGAGAGUCAAGUCCGUCUGCAUCAGACGACAAUGGCUACUGA